Messenger RNA from Podarcis lilfordi (Lilford's wall lizard), 21672 nucleotides. Lineage: Eukaryota; Metazoa; Chordata; Lepidosauria; Squamata; Lacertidae. The record is from the annotation of a GenBank genome assembly.
GCGCUGGGCGGCCGAGUGGAGUGGAGCCAGCAGUCAGUUGGCUGCGUCUCCCGAGCAGCGGCGGAGCGCGGUGGCUGGAUGUGGCGGGGUCUCCUGCGGGUGGCGGCCAGAGCCAUGUCCGGGGGCGGCGCCUUCCGUCGCCAGCGUCCGCCGAAGGACUCGCUGCGGCACCUGCGCUCGCGAGAGAAGCGCCAGGGAGCCACGGGGCCCUUCCAGCCCUCGGGGCCCAGGACCGUCUUCUUGCAAGUGGCGGCGGCCGGGACGCGGGAUGCGGGAGCCGCGCUCUAUGUGUUCUCCGAGUAUAACCGGUUAGUGGUGUCCCGAGGCCUUGAGCCUCCCCUGAAUAAAGCGCCUCCUUCCCUUCGUCCCGGUUUUUAGUUCAUGGAAGAGGAGCGACGCUUCUCUUCGCCCAACGUGGUUGUUCUUUCCUGCCGAUCUCGGCCUUGUUAGUGCAGGCAGCACACCUGGCCCCUCUCCCCAUCGCCCUCUGCAUUAGGACUGGCAGUUGUGGCCAUGCCCAGUUGCAUAGCGGUGGAGCAGGCAAGACGGCCAGGGCACACGCAGCCCUCCGCCAGGAGCGCCCCUCCAGUCUGCCGCAUAUGAUGCGUGUCAGAGGUAGACGCACCCAGUUCACGAGGCUUGGCUGGAUACAAGGUGCAAUCAGGCCAUCUUGACGGCUGGCCCUUUCAUUAGCCUGAGUGCGGUGACAGCUCAUGCUGUGGGGGUGCAGUAGCGUCCCCUUUUUGUUUGCUCUGAGCUCCCCCUGCUACUAUGCAGCCUGUCCUGGGUCCUCUAAACCUGGGGUCAGCAACCUUUUUCAGCCGUGGGCCGGUCCACCGUCCCUCAGACCAUGUGGUGGGCCGGACUAUAUUGGGGAGGGGGGGAUGAACAAAUUCCUAUGGCCUACAAAUAACCCAGAGGUGCAUUUUAAAUGAAAGCACACAUUCUACUCAUGUAAAAACACGAUGAUUCCCGGACCAUCCGCAGGACGGAUUGUGAAGGCGAUUGGGCCGCAUCUGGCCCCUGGGCCUUAGGUUGCUUACCCUGCUCUAAACUGAUCUGCUGCCUCAUCACCAUGGUUAGAUUCAGCUGCCAAUCAGUUGGCUACUGUAUGUGAACUGGGGAGGGAGAGCUGUCUUGUACUUCACCGCUUGGGCCAGUCCUGGGUGUUUUAGAUUUGUUGUUGCUUUCAUAAAUCUGAAAAUUCAAUUCCUUAAACUAAAAUAUUACAUUCCAGGUAUCUUUUUAAUUGCGGGGAAGGAGUGCAGCGCCUUAUGCAAGAACACAAGUAAGUAUAAUAAUUGGAACUGAGGUUGGUUGCACAGGUGGCCAGAAUCCUAGCAGGCAAAUUAUUCUAAUUCUUGUCUUUGCAACAGGUUAAAAGUGGCUCGCUUAGACAAUAUCUUCAUCACCAGAAUGAACUGGGCAAAUGUUGGUGGCUUGUCAGGUGAGUUCAACUAGGCAAUAUAUACUGUGUUUUAAUUUGGCUUUUUUUGAGCUCUUCAGUAGAAGGAUAAUGCUGAUGUUAUAGAUGGUUAGGCUGCAAGUAGUUCUGAAAAGUAAAUUAGUAAUCUAGUGCUGUAGUAGAAGUAGGAAGACUUAUUUGGGUUUUAAAACAUUCAAGGGUCUUUUGCAGUUUCUUACUGAAAACUAGCUCUUGCUCUCUCUUCCAGGAAUGAUUCUUACCUUAAAAGAAACAGGGGUUCCAAAGUGUGUGCUUUCUGGGCCGCCACAGCUGGUGAGUGAUGCUGUUCCUACAGUGCUUGCCUGUGAGACCCUUCAUCCCUUAAUUACAGUAUUCUUGGAUAAACUGUUUGAACUAAUGCACCCCUGCGGUCACCUGGUUGCCAGGGGUGAUGGUGGGCUCAAACACAUCCCACCUGAGAGUUGUGCUUUGCGCCAGGGAACAACGAGGUUUGUAAGAGCCCUGAGCUUGUAUAAUAGUGCAAUCCUGUAUAUGUUGACUCAGAAGUAUGUCCCACUGUGUUCAGUGUGACUUUUUCCCAAAUAUAUCUGUAUAGGAUUGCAGCUUUAAGCUUUUGUGGUACUGUAUGUACUGUCAGGAGGGCAAACUUGAGAACUUAAAAAUUAUUCUUUACUUUCAGGAAAUAAUGGCUUCCUUCUUAACUUGAUCUAAGUUGAUUCUAGUCUGAAUUGUUGCCAUCUGCCCUUCUCCACUUGUAUAAGUUACAUUCCUUGAACUGCUAAAAGCUGUGUGUGCAGUGUGGGGUGCAUAUGGUUAAAUAGGAAACAUAAGAGUAAUCCAUGCUAUUGUCUUGCUAGAAAAAAACCUGUGCAAUGUUGUAAUUUUGACAUUCUCUCUCUCUCUCUCCCCCUCUCUUCCUCUCCCCUCCCUCCCCUUCACUCCCUUCUUACCCCCCCUCCUGUAUAUAUUCCAGCAAAACUACUUGGAGGCAAUCAAAGUAUUUUCUGGUCCAUUAAAAGGAAUAGACAUAGGUAGGUAUUGCAGGUUUGUGUGUGCACUUAAAAUACAUAAUUGCUGUGGUCUGAUUGGAUGGAAGACUUGUCUAGCUAGAGCAGAAGCCUGCUCUACAUCUUUGCUGUUGUCUUUGAUGCUGAAUUCCCCUGCAGCAACUUCUUUCAUGUUGUUGACCUCACCAUCUUUUUCAGAGGCAUCUAGCAAGGAGCCAGCUGAAGUCUGAGGAUAGGAUUUGUGUUCCAUAGAUUUUGAUUUGGGCAUAUUUUAUCCAACUUUGAAAUAAUCUUACUUAUGUUCUCUUAUUCGUAGAAAGAAUGUGCACUAACAGUAUCAUCACACUGAAUAGUAUUUUGUCUGUUUUGUUACUAGCUGUACGGCCCCAUUCUGAUCCGGAAUAUCAGGAUGAGACAAUGACAGUCUACCAGGUUCCCCUGAUAGGUGAGUACAGUGCCAUAAUUUUAACAGUAAAGAAGGAAUGAACAUGAGCUGAGAAUGGCCUUGGGGCUCUGGUUUGGGUUAUGUGGGAUUUUACUUUGCACUUUUCAUUUCAUUCUAUAACUUUCCUUUCCUGCUGCUUUAUGGCUUCCAUAACAUAUGGAGUGCUGUAUGAUUUAUUUCAUUCAUCUCCACACUUCCUUGCAAAGGAUAGACAUGACUGAGACAGAUCUACCCAGGCCACACAGAAUGCUGAGGAGGUUUCAGUGUAGCACUAAGGAGAUUGCUCUGACAGCACAAACAUUUCUUUUUGCCUAAUGCAGUUAUCUCCUCCACCCAUGUGCCGUUCUGGGGGUUCUCCCAGCACCCCCGAGCCAAUUCUUUUUUGAAGGGAGGAAGGUGGGGGAAGCCCCUUUGCACUAGCAGAAGUCCUUGUGCAGGCACUGCUAACAGGACCAGUUAGUUGAAUCUGCACCAUUAUGUCUUAACAGAGAGUAUUUACUCCCUAAUUGUAAAGACUGACCCACAAAAAUGUCCUCUAGCAGUUAAUUCUUUGCCUUCCUGUCCUGGAUUCUACCCUUGUCUUUUCCCUAUAAUAUCCCCAUUGAAGUGGUGUCUUGUCAAAUGGGUAGUUGUGGUGAGAAUCCAGAUACUUUGGGAGCAUCAAUGGGACUAUUUCUGGAUGGUAGCAGGGAGCUUUGGCUGAUGAUACUUUGCAGCAGCUAACAAGUUGAGUACCAAUUUUCCUCAUAAAGAUAUUCAAAGUGAUACAUGAAAACAGUUGAAUAUGUUAUUUCCAGUUUAAAUAGUGUCCCCGGGGUAGAAGGGUGUGUGUGUGUGUGUGUGUGUGUGCGCGCGUGCGCGUGUGCGCAUGUGCACUAAUUUAACCCCUCUCCCCAUUUUAUUUUCUGGAACAGGCAAAAAGCCAGAAGUUGAGCAAAGGUUACAUCCGAGGCCUGAGUCACCAGCUGGUGAGGCUGAACAAAAGUGCCUUGCAGGACGGGGAUCUCCCUCUGUGGAGCAGCAGUCUGUGCAGGGUGGCAGGAGUAAAGAGUCCCCUGAGAAAAUGGGUGAGGAAGCCUUGCUUUUCAUUGAUUCCAAGAAUGUGUCAGGACCCACCAGUUAGUUACAGAUGUAUUGAAGGACUUCCUGGAAAUUAGGAGCACUAAGUCCAGCACUAAGUUUAAGCUGCAUGGUAAAGGUAAAGGGACCCCUGACCAUUAGGUCCAGUCGUGACCGACUCUGGGGUUGUGGCGCUCAUCUCGCUUUAUUGGCCGAGGGAGCCGCCGUACAGCUUCUGGGUGAUGUAGCCAGUAUGACUAAGCUGCUUCUGGCGAACCAGAGCAGCACAUGGAAACGCCGUUUACCUUCCCGCCGGAGCAGUACCUAUUUAUCUACUUGCACUUUGAUGUGCUUUCAAACUGCUAGGUUGGCAGGAGCUGGGACCGAGCAACGGGAGCUCACCCCGUCGCGGGGAUUCGAACCACUUACCUUCUGAUCGGCAAGUCCUAGGCUGUGUGGUUUAACCCACAGCGCCACCCACAUCCCAAGCUGCAUGGUAGCAAAGGGUAAAGCAAAAUAUUGUUUCUGGUAUAACUAAUAUUAAAUUAGGUUAAGGUGUUUGUCUCUGGAGUUUAAUUAUUUAUUUGAUUUUAUUAUUCCUGUUUUGAGCCGGAAGGAUCCUUGGGGAGCUUUACAUCAAAUAGUACACUGCAACAACCUUUUUCUUUCUGAAGUCCUCCAGAUGUUUUGGGCUACAAGUCCUAUUAUCCCUGACUAUUGGCCGUGCUGGCUGGGAUGAUGGUUGCUGUAGUCCAUAACCUGGCACCAGAUUGGAGCAGAGUGGACAACAUUGAUGUUGUGUCUGCCCCCUCCAACAGAAAUGGGAAAGCCUAGGGCAGCAACUGAGCCUUGGGUUCUCCAAGGGCAGGUAGAUAGCUGGGCUUUUCAGUAUUGGGGACCAUGUCAGCUGAAUAUCAUGGGGUCAUAGGAACAUAGAACGCUGUCUAGUACUGAGUCAGACCAAUGGUCCAUCUGCCUUGCUACUAUCUACACUUGACUGGCAGCAGCUUUCCAGGUUUUUAGAAAGGGAGUCUCCCCCAGUUCUAUUUGGAGAUGCAGGGGACCUUCUGAACGUGGGACCUUCUGCAAGCAAAGCAGUUGCUCUACCACUGAGCUAUGGCCCAUGGUCAAGGCAUGCUAGCUUGGUAAUUUUGGCAGAGAAUUUGCGUGCAUUAUUUUAAAGUUGUGCAAACUACUUGAAUCUUAAACACAGGGUUUCUGUUUUUGCAUUUAAGAUGGUAGCUGGCGUAUCGGUCAGAGGGACCCAUCACUUGUCGUUGCAUUCAUUUGUAAGGUAAGAGUUGCCCUGAAUAAUAAGGCGCCUCAAUGGCUAUUUUACAUCUGGCUUCUAUGUACAGCAAGGGUAGCUAACCUUUUGUGGUACUGAUGUUUGGCCUUUGAGGGCCACAUGCCAGCAGUGUGGUCAAAGUAUCUUAAGCACACACACUCAGACGCAAACACUGGUUGCACAUAGAACACACAUACAGCCCACACUUGCAUGUACAGAACACUCUCGCCACUAAUGCCUUCAGUCUCUUGUGCACAUAUGUGCAAGCACACACACUGUCUUUACUCCCCAUGCCAGCGCAGGUAGAAAGAGAGUAAUCUCUCCUCUGAGUUCGGUGUUAGAUUGGGAUAGAAAGCCCUCUGUUUACCCCGCAAAGGUGCCUUUUCUUCCCCUGGCAGUGUGCCAUCACAAGAAGCACUUAUUCCCGCUUCUUGAACAUUAGGACCUUAUUUCAAAUGGGGGAAGAUUUAAGGGAGGGAGCACCAUAAGUGGCAUUGCAGGUUCAUCACCUUUGUACAGAAUGAUGCUUCCCAGGAACUUGGGACUUCCUGGAUAAAGACUUCAUGUCACAGCUUUAACAGCUCAAAAGUGGAGAAUGGUUGAGGCUGAAUACUAGCCUGGUGCUUUGCUAUUAGGAGGGGGCCUAUCUGAGUAAGUGGUCAUUUGCUUUUUCACUUUUCCUGCUUAUGGGAAAUUGAGGAAUGUUUGAGAUUGCAGGCUUAAGCACAGUUCUUAAUAGAUAUUCUUACGAUUGUAUUGUAUCAGGAUUUAUUAUAUGUGUGCGAGAGACACCCCCCCCCUCCAGUUUCUGCCUGGGGGCAUGUCAGACAAGUCUCUUUUUCUCAUUCCCUUGUAUUUUAAUAUCAGUUUGUAGGUAGAUGUCUUGAAAGGAUUUUUCUGAUGUAACAACUUGUGACCAAAUGUGCUUUGUUUAACUUCAGCUCCAUCCAAAGAAAGGGAACUUCUUGGUGAUGAAAGCAAAGGAGCUUGGCUUACCUGUGUAAGUACAGAAGGGUUUCUAGUGAGUUUCCCCCUGCAUAUUAAUCCCUCUGAUUAAGUUGACUAACUUUUUAUAAUUUAUUUUUAGGGGCACUGCAGCAAUUGCUCCCAUCAUAGCAGCCGUGAAAGAUGGAGAGAACAUCACAUUUGAAGGCAGAGAGGUAUGGCUCUGAGGACAAAUUCUUUCACCCACGUGGUCUGACCCUGCUUCUUGUUGUGAGUCACUGCCUUUUGGAUGUAACUGAACAGGGUUUGUACUUGUUGUUUGGCUGAAGGGAGCACAGCCUAAAACAUUCUGUCUUUUAUCACUGGGGAUCUCUGAUUAGCAAAUGAAGCUACACUGGUUAUGGGUGUAUUGAUUUGUUCUUAUAACUUCAGAAAAGGCAUGAAAUGGCUUCACAAAUUAGAGGUGGAGGGAAGCACUGGAUCUUUUCACCAUGGUGGAUCCAGGUGACUGACUUUCUGAGGCCAAGACUUCCUGUGAAGUAUUUGCAUAGAUGACAAGAAUUGCUUCAUAGCUUUCAAAAUGUUAGCUUGGGACACCAAAUACAUAGUCCUUGAAUUUUGAGUUGUUCGUAUGUGUUAAACAGUGUAUACUGAGAUGUAUGAUUGUUCCAGAUCUUGGCUGAAGAAAUUUGCACACCUACAGACCCAGGAGCAGUUUUCAUAAUAGUGGAGUGUCCUCAUGAAGGUUUUAUAGAUGCAGUCUGUGAAAAUGACACACUGCGAAGGUAUGUUUAAGAAUGUGCAUGUCUACCUUCAUAUUCAGUAUGUGGGGCGGGGGGGCGGGGGCGCCUUCCUGUGCAGUUGGCAUUUCCUUCCAGCAACGUAUUGGAGCUGAUGUGUGACUUGCAAGAGAUCUAGCAAGAAGUAACUUUUGUGUGUAGGAUGGAAAGAUGCAUUUUGCACAUGAACAAAAUAGUGGACAACUGGCUAGAAACCAAUGCUCUGUGGGAACUGGCAAUAUGGAACUGCUAGGAGAUCACUAGUGCUGUUCUAGAUAGUCAGUGGUCCUGCCCAGAUGGACUUGUAAGAGUGAAGGAGCCUAGGCACACUGUUCUGAGGUGUCUGAAGUAUAUUUCCGUGUGAGCAUCGCUCUUCUGCUCUGACACUGUGGCUACCGAUAAUAGCUCUUCAACUAAGGGCUUACUGCACUUCGCAUAGAUGCCUGCGGCUUCCAUGGAUCCUUCUGUGUUUGGCCAUCUUGGAAGUGGUAUGAAAGUAUUCUACUGUCUGACCAGAAGUUGUUGAUCCACUUUGAAUAAGCUUUUCAAAGGCUUCCACUGGGCUUGUGUCAAGUAUUCACUUUGCUCUCCAUGUUGCUGAUCCUAGAGGAAAUGUUGCAGAAAUGUUGCAGCUGAUGCUUUCUAUUGGUGCCUCUUUAAUUACUUGAAUUCCCAGUUUUGUGUGUGCACGCUUUAAAGUUAUUCUGCCUUCUGGGCUGCUACCCAGCCAUCUGGCCCACCGAUGUGUUUGGAGAUGAUUGCGUGCAGUCAUGUGCAUACAGUUGUCUGUAGAGUGGGAUGGUAAUCUCAUAUUGGCAUUAGAUCUCUCUGCUUGCGUUCUGAAGUCAUAUACGGGAAAACAGAAGAGCAAAACAGUAACUCCCAUCUUCCCAAAUCACACUGGCGUGAUAUGGCGCUAACAAUGCAGCCAUUCCCAGAAACCCUGUCAUAAGGGCCUACUGCCAGCGGUAUUUACCUGUUGAUUCACCUGCUUGGCCACUGUGAGAGCAGGAUUCUGAACUAGAGGAUCCUUUUACCUGAUCCAGCAGGUAUGCUCCUUAUAAGAAGUUAUCAUCUACCUUGGGAGCCCAUCCCUCCCUCCCAGGAGCUUCACCUCCACCCCCUGCUCUGUGCGCUCCAUGUGAGUUGGUUGAUCUGUCCCCACAUGCUAGAACCACUGCUUUUAACUGUUUGUUUUGUUUGCAGGUAUCAAGAAGGAAAACAGGAGACCCCUGUGGCUUUAGUCGUUCAUAUAACUCCAGAACGUAUUCUGAAGGACAGCCGGUAUAAGCAGUGGCUAGAAAGGUGUGUGUGUUGACUGGAAUUAUAUACUGUCUGUAGCCCUGUUCAGAUGUUCCCACGGGUACUGAACAUAUGGGGCAGCCCCACUUCCUAGAUGCUGGUGCACAUGCCAGCUGCAUUCCUCUCAGCUGGCACAUAACUGGGCUUAAACUGUGGAAGAUAAGUUGCCUUCUAAGUCCAAGGGACCACUUAGCUCGUGGUUUUAAAGUCACUACAGUCUAUCAGUUUUCAAGGUUCCCUGCUUAAAUCUACUCCUCUGGCAAAUCUUAUCUGGAUAAAAUUUCUGUGAAUUAGCUGCAACUCCUGUCUGCAAGCAAAGCCUGUCAUAUUCUUAGGCACUCCUUUCCCCAGUUUGCUUUUUUUCUCGCUGAUGUGAUUUGUGCUGUUCUUUUGUGUGUAUUCAGUAACACAACUUGUAGGGAAAUAAAAUUUAAAAAUUAUCUGGGAGGCAAGAUAAACAAACCCUGUCCUUGUAGCCUGAGAGACAGGCCAAGUAUCCUAGCAGGGCUAAACAUAGGGAAACUUGUGUUCAGACUGGGAACACAGUAAGGAGCAAGACCUGACAAGGUGAAUACAUUGUAGGUAAUGUGAACUGUGUUAGUGUGCAGAACAUUGAGGGACUCUACCAAGAAGGCACAAUUCUAGUCAAAACGGCCCUCCUCAUUUACAAAUUCUAAUAGUAACCUCAAGUUUAAACCUGCUAGAGCCAUGUGUUUGUUUUUUUCUUAUCCCACCAGAUUUGGAGCCAGUACUCAGCACCUGAUACUCAACGAGAAUUGCCGUUCGGUGCACCAACUCCGCAGCCACAAGAUUCAGACCCAGCUCAACCUCAUCCACCCAGAGAUCUUCCCAUUGCUUACCUGCUACAAUAGCAAGGUGAAGUUUCUGCUUGAUUUCAGAGUGUGAAAGCAAGGGGUGUGCCUUUCUUUUGCACAACUGUUUUGGUAGCUCAGUUUUUUAUAUUUUCCCGUCCGCCCAGCAGGAAGAAGAGGCCACGUUCGAUGUACCUGUCACACGCGGAGAGUGCCUCCUCAAGUACCAGCUGAGGCCCAAACCAGAAUGGCAGAGGUUGGUGAGCACUUACAACUUGUCCUUGGAUAGGGAUAUAAGGCCCUCAAAAUUACUUUCAGAUACAGUGGUACCUCAGUUUACGAACUUAAUCCUUUCCUGAAGUCUGUUCUUAAACGAAAUCUGUUCUUAAACUGAGGCAUGCUUUCCCUAAUGAGGCCUUCCACCGCUGGUGCCCUUCCACCGUUUGGCUUCUGUUCGUAGACUGAGGUAAAGUUUGCAAACCGGAAAACUACUUCUGGUUUUGUGGAGUUUGUAAACCGAAUAGUUCGUAAACAGAACUAUUCGUAAACCGAGGUACCACUGUAAUUAUUUUAUGUACACUGCUGAGGAGUUGUUUUUUAAAAUAAUCCUGUGGUUUAUCUCUCCCCCCCCCCCCAAUAUUUAAAUACUAAAAUAACAACCCUGCCUUUCUUCGUUACUGUAGAAGUAGAUACUAUGAGAGGCAUGGAGCUACUGCCUUUCCAUUUCUUUUUCUGCCCUAUUCCAAAUAAGGUCUAGUUAAUUUUAAUAUUAAAGUCAAUAAAAAAAAAGUUUUGACACAGUGCAUGACAUAACACUAUUGUGCAGGAAGUUACCCUGUCCUUCCCAAACAUUGACUUCUAGGGGUGGAAUGGUGUGUUGGUCUAAUACUCUACUGUCACAUAUUAAACCAGAGCAGGAGUAGCCAAUGUGGUGCCAGAUGGUGUGGACUCCAAUUCCCAUCAGCGCCAGCCAGCAUGACCAACAGAAGCUGAUGGGAGUUGUAGUACACAAUCCAUGGGUUUCCCCCUGGUGUGAGAGACAAGUGGCAGCUCCCUGUUGUCUAAUGUCUAUUUCUGCCCCCAAUGCUACUUGUUAACUCAGACAGUGGUUUCAGUAGCAAUGGGGAAUAAAGCUUUGUGAAGUAGGCUGGUUGAGACGAGGGAUACAUGGAGCAUUGAAGGGUGGGCAGAUUGCAAAGGGUUUGGUUUAAGCUGAUGCUCGUCUGGUGAGUGGACUUCCAAGGGAUUUGGUCCAGAGCACCUGGGGUUUGCAGGUGGAAGAUAAAAAUGCUUUCUUGGAGCUGGUAAAUUUUACUGAACGGAAAGAGCAAUCGGGAUGCUUGGGAGAAGUAAUUAGGUACUUUGAUUGGGAAAUUAAUGGCUGUUAUUUUUCUCUUUCCCCCCUCCCCUGCUCCACUUUUGACUUUCUGUUUUUUCAGGGAGGCUGUUCUUGCUUGUAAUCCUGCUGAGUUUGUAGCUGAAGCCUUGGAACUCCCUCACUUCCAGGAUUGUGUGCAGAAGUGCAAAGAGAGCUUACCAGCCUCAUCAGGUGCAUAGGUUGCCUGUGUUUGGAAAGGGCUAAUGAGAUAGCUCGGGGGAGGGUGAUACAACCUUCUUUUUCCUGAUGUGUUUUGGAGGCUAAAGGCAGCAACAAAUAAGAACUAUUGAAAGACAAUGUCUGAAAAGUUGGCCGUUGUCUUUGAAGGGAUGUUAGACAUAAUAUUCCUACUUCCUUCAUUUUCUUUAAUGUUUACACGCCCUGAGAAAAUCUGCAAUAAGGAAUGUUUUCUUCCUGCCUCCUGCCGGGCCCCCUUUCUAUGUUUUUCUUCCUGAUCCUGUCUGUUGAGGUGUGCUUGUAAAGGUCCACUGCUUAGUUAGCAGCAAAUGACCACAUCCAACAGUCAGGGGACUGCUAGAUUGUGGGUCUGAGUGGGAUUUCAUUUUGUCUAAUUACAGCCUGUCGUAAGCCAUUUUGAGAAGCAUUUGAAUGAAAAGGCGGAGGAUAAAACUUCAGAAUUAAUAAUUGAGCAAGGUUGGGGGAUACAGUGCUUGGUUUUACUGCAAAAGGCAUUUGCCAGCAAACAGUGUAAUUUUGCUUAAGGUGUAGUGUGUGGUGUGCUGGGCUGCAGCUAGUGGGGUGCAGAGUGGACGCCUCCACUUCUCACUAUUUGCUAUCCAGCAUAUCAGUUGCCAUUAUGUUUUUAGGGCUGUGUUUUCCAGUUGAAAGAGAAAGCUUAAUGGGAAAGUUUAAAAACAUAUUAAAAAUCACACCGUUUAUUCGCUAGAAAGUUAUUUCACUUGACCUGAAAACUGCCAGAAUCCAGUCCUUCUAACACUGCUGGGGUUUAACUUCUUGUUCCUUCCGGAGGGCUGUGCUUUGUUUUCCAGGUGAAGUAGAGGUAGAAACCCAGCCAGAGGGGUGGGCUAUAAAUAAUAAAAUUAUUGUAUGCCAUCGCAGUACAGGAGUCUGCAGGAUUCAAGUUCUUUUCUAUCUGUUUCUAGGAACCACUGGCUCCUACCCAGAAGUUGUUUUCUUAGGAACAGGCUCUGCGGUCCCAAUGAAAAUCCGAAACGUUAGCUCUACACUGAUAAACCUUAGGUAGGUACAAACACAUGAGUUGUCCUGUGGGGGCAGGUUCUCUUAUAAGGAAUCAUUGACAAAUAACAUCCAGUGCCAAGUGGUGAGGGCUUAAAAAAAGCAGCUUUUUAACCUUGUUCCCAGCUAUUGUAGUCAUCAAGCAGUAUCCAGCAAUUACACCUAUAGGCUUACCACCACAUUCCUUCUCUGAAGUUAACCUCAGACUUUUCACUCAAGUGAUGAUGCUUUUUGCAGAUGGCUCCUUAGUAUGUGACGAGCAAUUGCUUAUUCUAAGUCUCCUCUUUUAUCUUCCUGCUGUAGCACAUGCUGCUUGUUGCAUUUUGAGCAAGCUGCAUGUAUGAAACUUAAUUAAUAUAAUAAAAUUAACUUAAUUAUUAUAAGUGUUUUUUUAAAUAUAAUAUAAUUAUUUUAAUAUAGUAAAAUUUAGAACCCUGCCUUUCUGUGUCAAAUCGGAAUGCUCAAGCAGCUUCCAUCACAAACCUAAAAAAAGGAGAAGCUGUUAAAACGGAACAAAGACAGACACAUGAGAUAGGCAUAAAGCCAGGCCUGGCCAAGCCAAAGGCCUGCUGAAACAAAGUCUUGAGUUGACGAUGGAAAAGCCAUGAGGAAGGAGUGGGCCAGAUGGAUGUCCCAAGGGCAGCCUAGGCACAGCACAACCAUGGAGAAAGCCCUUUUGUGCUUUCCUACUAAUCGGAUGGUGCCAGAACAUGCAGCAACAUCUCCACACUUGAUACCUUAGCUCAGUGGUUCCCAUGUGGUCCAUGUAACCCACCCAGGGGGUCUGUGGCACUGUUCACAUAAGAAGAACUACCAUAGAGAUAUCAAAAUUUUCAGAAGUAGGGGAUCCAUGACUUGGCUUCUGAAAAGCAGGGGGCAUGCAGUACUUAGUUAAUUGGGAACCACUGUAUUUGCCCUUUUCCUUGAAGUUGUAUCGUGGGAUGCUGUAUCCUGUCAGCAUCAAAAGCUUUUGACAGCCUUUGUUUCCUUGGAUGCUGGACAGAUAUCUCAAUAUCCUGAUGCUAGUAGAUGUGGUACAAACCUGCACUCACUCUCUUGCUAGCCCUACCCAGUCUCUGCUUCUGGAUUGUGGUGAAGGAACAUUUGGCCAGCUUUGCCGUCAUUAUGGAGAUGAAAUUGACCGAAUCCUGUGUAACAUUGCAGCUGUGUUUGUGUCUCAUAUACAUGCUGACCAUCAUACAGUGAGUAUUGUAUAGGGAUGGGCACUAUAGCAUUAUUUCCCCCCACUAUAUUUUAAUGUCCUCAGGGGAAGUGUGUAGUUUUUACCCUAUGUCCUCCUCUGCACCUUAAUUUUUUCUAUCAACCUUUAAAAAGGUGGCUUGGUGUAGCUAAUUCACAAGCCAUUAUGAAGUUACGAUGAUACUGUGUGGCUGCGCAGCUAACCCAGUUUGUUGACAUCUUUGAAAUGCUACAGGGACCUUUUUCUUUCCAUAAAAUAAAUGUUUGAAAGCAAAUCCUUGUCUUGAGGUGUAGUAAGUUAGAACAAUUUGCAGUGGUAAGUGCACUUCAAUUAUUAUUGUUAUUUUUUAUAUUUAUAUUUAUAUUUAUUUUAAAAAAACCUUAGCUGACAUUUAAAAUUGGGCAAAGCUACUUUAUCUUUCCUGUGCGCAGCCUCCACAUAUUUGGAAGUACAUUACAUGGCAACAUUCCUUUUAUUUUUCAAGCAGUAGUCCCCCCCCCCCCCCUUUAAAGCAAAUACAGUCAUACCUUGGGCUGAAUACGUUUCGGGUUAGGCAUUUUUGGGUUGUGCUCCAUGGCGACCCGGAAGUAACGGAGCGUGUUGCUUCCGGAGUUUUCUGCACGUGCAUGUGCAUACCGUCAAAAUGACAUCACGUGCAUGUGCAGAAAUGUGGCAUGUGCAGACGCGCAGACACGGUUACAUUUGCUUCGGGAUACGAACAGGGCUCCGGAACGGAUCCCGUUCGCAUCCCGAGGUACCACUGUAGAUUGGUGUAGUACAGUCGUACCUCUAGAUGCGUUAGGUUCAAGUUGGACUUCCGGGGUGGCGCCAUCGGCAAUGGCGGACUCCCUCUGAACUGGAGGGACUAGCUCCGCGCGAAAUGGGUCUUUUCCGCUACGGCGAAGCGGGGACCCUUUUAAAAAUCACAGGCAGAUGAAGCCUGUGACCAUGGGACUCGGGCACCCUUAGCGCCCCCCCAACCCGCAAAGGAACCCACUAACGGGCUCCGAAGCGAAGAGGGGGAAGCGGCGUGGUGCUGUGAGUCAACUGCUAUUUCCGUGGAGCGAAGUCGCAUAGCCGUUGCCGGAGAGCGCUGCCUUUUUCCUGGGACAAUUUGGCUUCUAAAAUAAGCACCCGUGAGUACUUAAACUUUGAACAAAUUGGACUUUAAAUAAGGAUUUGCGAGCAGAAGGGAAUUGGAUUUAAAAAUUUAAUUUGGUACUGAAACGGGAAGGUCUAAACAGGAAGUCAGCCUUCCGUUUCUUUGUAGACAGAACAAAGCAAAGACAACAUAAACUAGAGCUCAGAAAAUCGCUUCUAAAGGAUCGGCUUUCAUCAUUUAAAAUCCUCGAACCCCCCUUCGGCAGCAGGAGAAGAAGGGGGAUCUUUUUCGGACUGUUUAAACCUGCAGAAGUGAGUUUAAAGUAAAGUAACUUUCCACCGUCCUGAUCCUGGAGCGGGGUGUCAGAACUGACGUUUGAAGCUCAUUGACCAGAGACAAACGUUUUUGACAGAUAGCUAAAAGAAGAGAAACAUAGUGAUUCCACUGUUUCCUUUCGCAUUUUAAAGGAACAAAUAUUGACAAAAUAUCUUAAAAAAGAAACUUUGUUGCAAGAACAACUAGAAGUUUUCCCCCUAGAGGGAGACUGGGAAACUGUAACUAAUUCCAGGGAGCUUGCAGCUGUCACAGAUUACAAUCGUGGGAAAAGGCUUGUGACCUUGUAGGACAAUGAAUUCAGAAGCUCUGUUGUGUGCUCUCUGUAAAAUAAAUGCUCUACUGGAACAGUUAACUGUGAAGACGGAUUUGAUGACUAAUGCGGUCAGAAUUUUUGAACAGGCAGUGGGAAACUAUACGGAGCCCACCCAGGAAUUAAAUCAGGAGUGUGCCCUGACAGAACAGAUGAGAGAAGAGGAUGUUGCGCAGUCUUGGGCGUCAGAGAUGGAGGGAGCUACGGCCCAGCAGGAACAUGAGCUUUUGGAUUUGACAAAUGAACUUGGAAAAAGCCAGAUUAGGAAAGAUAAAGUUUGGACUGAUUUGGAAAUGGGGGGUUGGAUAGACCCCCCUAUGCAGGGAUGUUUGGACUUUCCGAGUCUGGCAAUGGGCUGCGAGAUGUUUGGAGCUGUGGGGGCCCUCAAUUUUGGAGGGAUUCUGAAACAUGACUUUAAAUACUACAUGGAGUUUAGUCUGGUCUAUGGAAAAGGGGCUGAUUUGUUGAAAAGGGUCAAAAACAUUACCAAGCUGGAGUUCCCACGAGUGAAAGGUGAAUAUGAAGAAGAGCUGCGGAAGGGACAUGGAAAGGACUUAAGGGCCUCGGAUAUAAGGUUACCAGGUUAAUGCGCUAGAUCGAUGGGAUAAAAAGGACUGACAAAACCCGGGACCAGGAGGAAGGGACGCUGGAUGAAGAUUGGAUUGUUUCUAUUUCUUUUUUUAUCACUAGGAUUGUUUUAUAAAAUUGAUGACUGUUAGAAAAAUGUUGGAACGAAAUUACUUGGCUCUAGCAAAAAUGUUUAAAGAAUUAGGCAAGAAUUUUAUGGUUAUGAGAAGUGGGUAAAAAUAAGAUUUAAGUUUUAAGGUUUUUUAUAAGAUAAGAUGAAAAUAGAUUAAGGUAAUGUAAUGACAGAAUAUUAUGAAAUAUGGAAAGGAUUUGCUGCGAUAAUUAAAAACUGGGAUACAAAAAAUGGGAGGAGGAGGAGGUCAAAGAAAGAAGGUAAUGAAAGUUGAAGAUUUGAGAAUGUUGGUUUUAUUUUUAUAUGUUUGUGGUGUAUUUUUGUUUUUUGAAUUUGUAUUGUUGGAUGUGGUUUGUUUCCUUUUUCUCUUUUUUGUUUCUUUCUUUUUUCUUUCUCUGCUUUGUCUUUUUCUGUAAUUUUAAAUUUUUUAAAUAAAUAUCAUUUAAAAAAAAAAGUUGCAGAUUUUCGGGUUGUGAAUGCGGCAAACCCGGAAGUGUAUACUUCUGGGUUUCGCCGCACGUGCAGAAGCGCUCUUCGCGCAUGCACAGGAGCGCUCUAUUGCAUCACGCACAGAAGCGGCGCUCUACUUACGGACUUUUCGGGGUGCAAACAGCACCCCGGAACGGAUUGCGUCUGUAAGUAGAGGUACCACUGUACUUCAUUUCAGUUUUUGUUUAGGGUUGCUUAUGGACAAGUGUACAGCCAGAUGUCUUAUUUACAAUGUGCCUCUCUCCUAGGGCUUGUUGAAUAUAUUGUUGCAGAGACAUCGGGCCUUUGUAAGUAUGUCAGCCUUAAAGCUAGAGCUCAACUUUGUGAGGGUGUCUUGGCAGUGACUGGUGGCAGCACUGACACAUAACAGAGUCAGUCCUUGCCUUGCAUCUGAUCUGAUGCAUGCUUCCCAUUUACUUAGCCUUGCAACAUCUCCGACCUUUGCUUCUCUCUUACCUCAGAUGACCCUGGGUCAGCCCUCCAGCCCGCUGUUGCUGAUUGCACCCACAUUGAUCAUGACAUGGCUGCACCAGUACCAUGACCAUUGCCAAGAAAUCUUGAGGCACAUCAAGUGAGUAGAUACACCAGGUGUCUUGCUUUGCUAUGGAACACUGCAGGGGCCCCAGAUGCACUGCAUCUACUCUCAGAUGCAGCUGCUGCCAUGCUUUACCCCAAUGCGUGGUGUGCAGCUGCAGAAAUGUGUUUUUUGUUUUGCUUUUUUUUUUGCUGUCCUCUGCUAUGUCUCACUGUCCUGCCUCUGAAGGAGUCUGUUUUUAAGCUUUCUUAAAGUGGGAAAUGUUUUUAGAUAGCGGUCAAGUUUGGGUUGAAGUAUCUAAUUUCAUCCAAACCUUCAAGACUGUCAUAGUUGCUAGUUUAAUAGCAAACGCUCGUGUCCAUUUUGAAGGAUCUAUUGCUGGUCCAGAUUGUCUAGCAAUUCAUGCUCACUUGUAGGCUAAGAUGUAUUUACUUCAAUCCAUAUUAAUGCAUGCUUCCCAUCUUUUCUUACCCAUGAGGGUGAAAAGGAUGAACUCCUUGCAGGCUUAUUGAGACGGGAUUUCCUUGGUGUUUCUGCCCCACUAGCAAGCGGCCUUAAAGCUUGGAUUUUUUUUUUGAGUCUGAUCACUUGCUCUGUUUCUCUCUUGUAUUGGCCAAUAAGAACCAUGUAUUACAUAUUCCAGAGAUCACAGAGUUUGCAAUGCAUCACAGAGUGAUUUUUGUCCGUAGCACAGGAGUGGGGAAGGCCACAAGGCCAUUUCCCCAAAGUAAUGCCUAUCCGUCAAUCAGAUAAUUGUUCACACUGUUGAUCCCCGAAGAAAGCCAGAACCCCCCUGUCCCUGACCAUCAUCUGAUUCCAGUCAUCACCACCUUCACAAAAUCUGGGAGCAAGUGGCAGAUAGGGGAUUAUGAAGGCAGAUAGGGGAGUGUACUAUUUCAAGAGGUUAAUUGCUGCCCCUUGACUGCACUAGGUGGUACUGCUGUUCUUAUUCUUUUGGUAAUUGUGGGGUGGUGGGAAAAAUCUUGGCAUAAUCAUAUUGCGUCUUUCACCCCCCUUGCAGCUUGAUUCCUGCACGUUUCUUAAUAGAAGAUUGUGAUGUAUUUAAACCUAAAGCAAAGGCUUUCAUUAGCUUGCUUAUGGAGAAAUACGACUUUGCAAAGGUAAGGCAAGUUCGAGGUGGGAUGGGGGGUAGAAAGGAAGCUCCUGUGGGAGUGUAGAGACCGCAAGAGUUAAAUGGUUUAGCUAAAUUGUCUUUGCUUAGAAACAGCCGGCUUGAAAGAAACAAGGCCACAAUUUAUGUGAUUGAAUAGGGACUAAAGAUAAGACAGCCUGGGGAAUGCAACAAAUAAUGCUGUAGAAGCUUCAAAGAGAAUUUCAGAUGAAGCACUACUGGGUAGCUGAUGCUGUAAAAUUAGGGUAGCAACAAAGUGGACAAAUUGCACAUGUCAGAAGGUGUCAGCUGCUAAUUGGUUAGUGUUGCUAAAUGAUGCUUUACAACUGUGUUAAACUAACAUAAUGAAGGGGUGGGUUUGAUGAUUUUUACAUCGUAUCUAUGCUUGUAUUGCAUUUGAAUCCUUGUAGUGACUUCCGCAUUGGGGCUGCUACUUUGUAAAAGUAAAGGUACCCCUGCCCGUACGGGCCAGUCGUGUCCGACUCUAGGGUUGCGUGCUCAUCUCGCUCUAGAGGCCGUGAGCCGGCGCCAUCCGAAGACACUUCCGGGUCAUGUGGCCAGCGUGACGAAGCUGCAGCUGGCGAGCCAGCACCAGCGCAGCACACAGAAACGCUGUUUACCUUCCCGCUAUAAAGCGGUCCCUAUUUAUCUACUUGCACUUAAGAGUGCUUUCGAACUGCUAGGUGGGCAGGAGCUGGGACCGAACGACGGGAGCUCACCCCACCGCGGGGAUUCGAACCGCCGACCAUACGAUCGGCAAGUCCUAGGCACUGAGGUUUUACCCACAGCGCCACCCGCGUCCCAUAUGUACUUUGUACAUACAAGUAAAUGUGAUUGAUUACUUUAUCUUGUCUUAUUGACCUCCAGUGAGGGAACCAAGCUUUUUCCCCUACAGGAGAAUCUCAGUGACCAGCAUGUUGUGCUUUUCAGUUUCAGACAUGUGAGGUCCGGCACUGUAAGAAUGCCUUUGCUUGUUCCAUGGUUCAUAAAUCUGGGUGGAAAAUAGUAUAUUCUGGUGACACUAUGCCAUGUGAUGCUUUAGUCGAAAUGGGUAAGUGUUUUUUGGGUUUUUUGUCAAUGGUCCUAGAUUAUCUGAUAAUUGUUGGGAAUGCUGUGUGGAAAGCCAAAUGUCUCUUUGUUUAAUUGUUUUCCUUCUCCCCCUUCCCCCUAAAAUGUGACAAAUCAUUUUUACAGGGAAAAAUGCUUCUCUGUUGAUUCAUGAAGCUACACUGGAAGAUGGGUUAGAAGAGGAAGCUAUAGAGAAGACGCACAGGUAAACUAUAGAAGGGGGAGUGGUAUUGGCAUUUUCUUAGAGUGGCAUAAAUGAAAUGAAAAGGCAGUACUUCCUUGAAUCGAAGUAGUAAUGGGAAAUGUGUCGAGGCACCUUGUGUUCCUCUAGUAGUUGUGUAAGAUUGUUGCAGAUACCAAGUGGCUGUUUCUGCCUUCGGCACUUCUGUGGGUCAGGCUUUAUUUAGGUCUGGACCUAUCUUGUUUUUAUCUUAAAUGUUUUAAAAAGGGUGAAUGAUAGGGUUAUGUGCUUUGAAAUAAUAUAGCUUUCUACUGGGAAAGCAAAUAAUUGCAGUGAAAAGUUACAGCUUUCCCCAAUCUCCAGCAGAAUUAGCUUUGGCAUUUUGGUAGGAUGUCCACAGAUUGAAGCCAAACAAUAUGAAAUGACAGUCUGUUCCAGAGCAUAACUCAGGAGGGAAGCGAUGGACUACUAAGGCCCAAACUCAUUUCAUGUUGACAUGGGUGUUUCUGCUUUCUUGUUAUAUAUAAUAGCAACUGAAAUAAUUAAACUGCGUAGGAGGCUUUGGCUCAUAAAAUAUUGUUCCUGCAAUGUUAUAAUAUGUUUUCCACUCCUCCUAGUAUUUUCUUUUAUGCUGGUUAUUGGCUAUUAUGAUACCUGAGGGGAGCCUUUUGCAAUUCAUAUUGUACAGUCCUUUGUUUUACUGCUCUUCCUUUCUAUAGUACUACCUCCCAAGCAAUUGGAGUUGGGAUGAAGAUGAAUGCAGACUUCAUCAUGCUCAAUCACUUCAGCCAGCGCUAUGCCAAAAUCCCUCUCUUCAGUGAGGAUUUCAGUGAGAAAGUUGGAAUUGCAUUCGAUCACAUGCAGGUGAGUGAAGAACUUGAGCUUUGAGGUAUAAGAGAGCUCCACAUUUUCAUGUAAUAUGAGAGAAGUUUUUCUCUCCCUUGAAAAUGUUUACUAAAUCAGGCUUUUAGCAUCUGCAAAGAGUGCAGAUCAUACAGAACAAAAGCAAGUGGCAUCAGAGAAGCUUGUUUCACCUUCGUUUAUCAAACCCACAUUGGGCUGGCUCCUAGCAUUCCCCAGUCAUAUGUCAGCUUUUGUUGGGUGGUCUUUGCUGGGGAUCCCAACUUACUUACAUUAGAAAAGUAUGUUGGGGCUCCAGAGACUGCAGUAGUCCAGCACUUUGGCAGUGCUGGCUUGCAUUGAACCUUCCUUUCGUGUGCCCUACACAGGUCAAGGAGAGUUGAAGGUUGGGAAAAGGAACUCAUUUUUGUUCACAACCAAGAGAAUGCUAUGCACAUAUCUCCUCUAUUAUAGUAGUUUAUAGCAGGGACAGAAAAUCUGUAGCCCACCAGAUGUUUGUUGGACUCCCAGUUCCCAUCUGCCCCAGCCAGCAUGGCCAGUAAUCCAGGAUGAUGGGAGUUGUAGUCCAACAACAGCUGGAGGGCCACAGGUUAGCUAUUCCUGGUUUAUUAUUGGCUGCGGGUGAGUGGGAGAUACAGUGGUACCUCGGGUUACAUACACUUCAGGUUGCAUACUCUUCAGGUUACAGACUCCGCUAACCCAGAAAUAGUGCUUCAGGUUAAGAACUUUGCUUCAGGAUAAGAACAGAAAUCGUGCUCCGGCGGCGUGGCGGCAGCAGGAGGCCCCAUUAGCUAAAGUGGUGCUUCAGGUUAAGAACAGUUUCAGGUUAAGUACGGACCUCCGGAAUGAAUUAAGUACUUAACCAGAGGUACCACUGUACAGUACUGCAUAAUUCCUGCUGCUCUAAUAUUUGCCUUCAUCACCAGGUGCGUUUUGGCGAUUUUGCUGCUAUUCCAAAACUGAUCCUGCCCUUGAAAGCCUUGUUCGCAGAUGAGAUUGGGGAGAUGGAAGAGCGGAGGGAGAAGCGGGAGCUGCGUCUUCUCCAAGAGGCAAUUAAAGCUUCGGAGGCCCGGACUGUUGUUGAGAACAAGGCACCAGCCAAAAUGAAAUUGGAACACACUGAGGAUUCUCACGGAGUGCCAAACAAAAAGCUAAAAACUCUCAGCUGAGCACAGCAGCAGACAGCUGCCUUUGUGCCUUUCUGACAGGGAGAGCGACUUAUGCAUGACAUGUGGUAUGCACAGCAUGGAGGAUUGUGGAAGGCAGCUGCACACUUGAGCUUAGCCAAACUUGGUUGGCCUCUGGUAAAUUACCUGUGCUGCUUCUACAGGUGCAAUUCCUGCUGGACACAUGACUAGCACCAUUGGCAAAAUGUGCUUCCUGGCUACAGCGUGCCGAUCUAGUCUAAUGGCUUGUCUGAUUGUUUGCUAGAAAUAUUAUAUUUUUCCUUUUUUAUAAACUUUGAGGCAGAUAGCAGCAAAUGACGGGGUUCCUAACUUGUGGUCCAUGGAGCUUCAUUCAGAUAAUCUGUCGUGCGUCUCUAAAAAUGCAGUAAAAAACAUGCAUCGUCUAGCACAGUGCGUUACAAUUGCUACAACAGGCAGAAAAAUCACUAAGUAGUCCACCAAGACCCUCAGCAAUUUUCAAAUUGUCUGUGGAAGCAGGGGAGUUUGGCAACCACUGAUUUAGACAAAGGGAAAUCAGGAUAUUUUAACAAAUGGGGAUAGGACCUCUGGAAUAAGGGGUGAUUCUCUCUAUUUUGCGACUUCCUAAAUAUUUAUCAUUUUUAGUGGGGAAAUACCUCACUAUGGAAGAGGAUGUGAUGUGAUGUGUUGUAGCUAUGCAUGCUUGCAGCAGUAAUACAAGAUACCCAGGAUACAUCUUGCAGAACUCACCACCACUUUGGUAUUUGCAGCAUUGAUGCUGUAGGUCAUUCUUCCUUGUAUUUUUUUAAAUUAAGGGAACCAGUAAAUCAUAUUUACUAAUUACCUGUGUACGUGUGUGCAUGCGCAUGUUGUCCUGGAUGACAAGGUUUUGGAAGCAGAACUAUUGUAACUUACAAACUUGCCUUUUUGAUUCACUUUGGAGUAAACAUGUC